AUGUCUGCGAUCGCUAGAACUCUCCGUCCCGCGCUGCGGCGGAGUUUGACUGUUAUGACCAGAGCCUCUGCAUCCUCCUCUCCAAGAGUACAGAACACUGUCAGAACAUUCAAUGCCCCUCAACAACUACGAUGCCUCUCGUCCACGCCUCGCAGGCUCAUGGACAUCUCCGACAUCCCGCCCACGCCCAUUAUGCAUCUUUCCGAAACAGAGGCAGCCAUGCAAGAGGCGGUACAAAAGUUCGCAAAUGAUGUGAUAUUGCCCAAAGUCCGUGACAUGGACGAGGCAGAGGCCAUGGACCCGACGUUGGUAGAACAGCUCUUUGAGCAGGGUAUCAUGGGUGUAGAAAUCCCCGAAGAGUAUGGCGGAGCUGGCAUGAACUUUACGUCGGCCAUUGUUGGUAUCGAGGAAUUGGCCAGAGUGGACCCGUCCGUCUCCGUCAUGGUUGAUGUUCACAACACCCUGGUAAACACGGCAAUCAUCCGAUGGGGCAGCACCGACAUCAAGAAGAGAUUCUUGCCAAAGCUCGCCACCAACACUGUUGGAUCAUUCUGUCUGUCCGAGCCCGUCUCGGGUUCCGACGCCUUUGCCCUUGCCACAAAGGCAGUCAAGACUGCUGAUGGCUACAAGAUUAGCGGUAGCAAGAUGUGGAUCACAAACAGCAUGGAGGCCGACUUCUUCAUCGUCUUUGCCAACCUUGACCCCAGCAAGGGCUACAAGGGAAUCAGCGCCUUUAUCGUCGAGAAGGACGCCAAGGGCUUCAGCAUUGCCAAGAAGGAGAAGAAGCUCGGCAUCAAGGCCAGCAGCACAUGUGUCAUCAACUUUGACGACGUGGAGAUCCCUCACGACAAUUUGCUUGGAAAGGAGGGCGAAGGUUACAAGUAUGCCAUUGGAAUUUUGAACGAGGGCAGAAUCGGCAUUGCCGCUCAGAUGACCGGUCUCGCUCUCGGCGCCUUUGAAAACGCGGUCAAGUACGUCUGGAACGACCGAAAGCAAUUCGGUCAGCUAGUUGGUGAGUUCCAGGGCAUGCAACACCAGAUUGCCCAGUGCUACGUGGAGAUUGCGGCCGCUAGAGCGCUGGUCUACAAUGCCGCCAGGAAGAAGGAGGCUGGACAGGACUUUGUCAAGGACGCUGCCAUGGCCAAGCUUUAUGCAUCGCAAGUUGCAGGCAAGGUGUCCGGCCUGGCCAUUGAGUGGAUGGGCGGCAUGGGCUUCGUGAGAGAGGGAUUGGCCGAGAAGUUCUGGAGAGACAGCAAGAUUGGUGCCAUCUACGAGGGAACAAGCAACAUUCAGCUCAACACGAUUGCCAAGUUGUUGCAGAAGGAGUACACUUCAUAG
Pestalotiopsis fici W106-1 is the source of this 1338-nucleotide messenger RNA. Its product is annotated as Short/branched chain specific acyl-CoA dehydrogenase. The coding region runs from base 1 to 1338 and encodes 445 amino acids. Gene Ontology annotation, cellular component: mitochondrion. The transcript has 3 exons. Gene Ontology annotation, molecular function: acyl-CoA dehydrogenase activity; flavin adenine dinucleotide binding. NCBI's taxonomy places the organism in Eukaryota, Fungi, Ascomycota, Sordariomycetes, Amphisphaeriales, Sporocadaceae. The record is from RefSeq and is a predicted model, not a curated record.